GCAAGAGGCACGGAGUAGGAAACAAUUAUAUUAACUUAGGUGCUUUCACAACUUCAGUUUCUUCCAUCAACCCUUAAUAACCAGGUCACAGAGGAGACCAACACUAAGAAUUAGGAGUCACACGGUCUGUCCAUUCACUUUUCGGGCAUCUGUCCCUCAGUAUGAGCCACUGGAAUGUUGGCCUUGACUCCAACUUGUUCUCGUCAGAAGAAGCAAGCAUGGAAUUGUGAAAAUCACAUUAAACCUAACUGCUUCACUGAUGCUUUUUUUGUGAAGCACUCCCAUCUUCCUACCGUGUAUCCCCUUAUCCUUCAGUCCCACACCAAACUCUUCACUGCCCUUUGAUGGACCUGGUGAUUCAUUCAGUGGAGCAGAGCAAGAAAUGCCAGCCUUGUCAGUGAGGGAACAAUGAAAUAAUGACCACAGGAUUAAUAUUUGGACACCAGCAUCUCAGAAACUUGAAGCAAGUCUGCCUGUCAGCAGAACUGAAGGAACUGGAUGACGACCACCUUAUGUGAGCAGCUUCUCAGUGAUUUAGAUGAGUUCAGGGUCACCUGGGAGAUGGAUGGAAGUGAAGGAGAGGAUGGGUGAAGACCCAGGGGCACAGAAGGAACAGGGAUAAAGACAUCUUCAGAUGACUAAUGGUCCUAAUACAGACUUGGAGAUUGGGGUUGACUAUUUGUGUUUGGACAUUUGUUUGCCAACACAGGAGAAGAGAUCCAUCAGGAAGUCCCAUGAAGUCUGCACAGACUUGACAGGAGAGGAGGGGAAGGAAGAACCGGGAGACUUGGAUGGAGUUGACAAUGUGCUUGCAGUUGCUGCCUUUGCCAUUCUGUUCGUUAUCAGUUUCCUCUACAGCACCUUCGUCACCGUUGUCAAGGUUCUGCAGUGACCAGCAGAUACACGACCCACAUUCAGUCAAGAAAUCCCCGUGUGGCUGCUGAUGUUUGGAAAUGCAGUCUCCCUCUCACUCACUCAGCAAUCCUAGGCUACUGCACUGCAACCGCUCAUUUCAGGAGAUAAACCUCCAAAUGCACUGGGGAUGCUGGAGGGGAAAUAGGGGGACAGAGAGAGGUAGGUGGGAGGGAGGGACAGACAGGAGAGGACAAUACAGUGGGAAAAUGUCAGGGCAUUUAAAAUGACACUGGAGGGAGGGGGAAAUACAAGAGUGGGAGAAGAAGGCAGGGUUAAUGUUUGGGAAUGGGGAGCAGGGGAUGGCAGUGUGGUCAGUGAAGGAGGAGAGGGGAGUGAGGAUGGGGG
Molecule: messenger RNA, 1260 nt
Organism: Pristis pectinata (smalltooth sawfish)
Lineage: Eukaryota; Metazoa; Chordata; Chondrichthyes; Rhinopristiformes; Pristidae
Product: igW transmembrane form Tm2T7/Tm7T7/Tm3T3-like
Exons: 3
Coding region: 635-892 (85 amino acids)
Source: RefSeq, a predicted model, not a curated record